Danio aesculapii is the source of this 747-nucleotide messenger RNA. RefSeq names its product protein phosphatase 1 regulatory subunit 3G-like. Gene Ontology annotation, molecular function: glycogen binding; protein phosphatase 1 binding. The transcript is spliced from 2 exons. Gene Ontology annotation, biological process: regulation of glycogen biosynthetic process. The record is from RefSeq and is a predicted model, not a curated record. NCBI's taxonomy places the organism in Eukaryota, Metazoa, Chordata, Actinopteri, Cypriniformes, Danionidae. The coding region runs from base 1 to 747 and encodes 248 amino acids. Gene Ontology annotation, cellular component: protein phosphatase type 1 complex.
AUGAUGAAAUCAAAAAAGGGCUCCAAACCAGCUUUCUCUGCAGCAGCCUCAUUCGAUAUGAUGAACGCUAAUGAGGAAACUCAACCUUCAGGCGAGACCGAGGCUCUGUCUGAACCAAAACACGCAUCAAAAUAUGAUCAAUUGUCACCCUUUUCACCUAAAACUGUACAAAUGGACAGACAAAGAGCUAAAUCUCUGCCUGCAGAUCUGUAUCAGGACGAAGCUUCCUCACACAAUCGAAAGAGAGUGCAGUUUGCGGACAUGAUGGGGCUGAACCUGGAAAACGUCAGACACUUUUCUUACGAUGCCUAUGAUACAUCUGCACUUCGGAAUCAUCCUUCAAAUCAAGAGCUUCAGCAGCGAGUACUUCCGCUCUUUCAAUUACCCGUGAGUUUGUCCGAGUUUGACAUGAAGUCUCGUCGUCUUGGAGUCGCGCUGGAGAGUGUCUCAAUAACUGCUUCUGAAGUGAAGGGUGUGAUUAUAGUUACACAGAGACACGCAGGAAGAAGAGAAGUUGGAGUCAGGUAUACUUUAAAUAACUGGCUGACCUUUGCGGAUAUACAGGCUUCACCGAGAAUGAAUGAAGAAGAGCUGCUCUGGGAACAGUUCGACUUUACUUUGGACGCGCCGCUCAGUUCUAAGCAAGACUCGUCGGUGCAUUUCGCAGUUUAUUGUCGGACUGAUCACGGAGAAUACUGGGACAAUAACGAUGGACAGAACUAUUGCUUGAGGAUUCAGACUACUUGA